Molecule: messenger RNA, 780 nt
Organism: Exophiala dermatitidis NIH/UT8656
Lineage: Eukaryota; Fungi; Ascomycota; Eurotiomycetes; Chaetothyriales; Herpotrichiellaceae
Product: isopenicillin-N N-acyltransferase
Exons: 2
Coding region: 1-780 (259 amino acids)
Biological process (GO): endoplasmic reticulum to Golgi vesicle-mediated transport; vesicle fusion
Cellular component (GO): late endosome membrane; SNARE complex; ER to Golgi transport vesicle membrane
Molecular function (GO): SNAP receptor activity; SNARE binding
Source: RefSeq, a predicted model, not a curated record
AUGGUACGUUGUUGUCCUAGUCUCCACAAACAUGCUGUCGGAUGGAAUGUGCUCUUCAAUUCGGCGUUGAAGCAAUCAACGGCCGUUCGUCGUGAUCUGGAGACGUUCGCGCAGGCGCCGGCCACAGCGUCUCCUGCCCUCCAAGGACAAAUCUCUACCACGCUGACGAGUCUCGCACGCACGCUCGACGAUUACCAGAAUCUAUCACGAAACGAGCUGAAUCAGGAAAAGAAGGACAAAGCAAUCGAACGAUUAAAAAACUUUCGGGCCGACUUGGCCUCUUAUCGAACCCAGUUUGAUCAGUUGAAAAAGGAGCGUGAAGCCGCCGUCGCGGCCAACAACAGGAACGAACUACUGGGAAGACGACCGCAUCAUGCUGCAACACCCGAGAACCCAUACGCCCAGGUUACCAGCGCCGGUCAGUCGGCGUUUGCACCGGCACACCGCAAUACCCAGGACGGGCUGUCCUUUGGCGCGGGUCCCAACGCCUACGCGAGAGAGGAACAUGCGUUGCGCGAACAGAAUUUCUUCAGCACCGCCAAUGCCCAGCUCGACGAGUUCCUCGAUCGUGGCCGAGCAGUGCUCGGUGACUUGAGUCAACAGCGAGAGAUCCUCAAGGGCACACAGAGGCGGUUGUACAGUGUCGCCAACACCCUCGGUGUCAGUGGUGAUACUAUCCGCAUGGUCGAAAGGAGAGCCAUGCAAGACAAAUGCAUCUUCUGGGGUGGCGUCGUCGUUUUCUUCCUCUUUUGCUUCUUGGUCAUUCAUUAUCUAAGAUGA